This is a messenger RNA of Aspergillus terreus NIH2624, 840 nucleotides long. RefSeq lists its product as uncharacterized. Bases 1 to 840 code for a protein of 279 amino acids. The transcript has 2 exons. The record is from RefSeq and is a predicted model, not a curated record. Lineage: Eukaryota; Fungi; Ascomycota; Eurotiomycetes; Eurotiales; Aspergillaceae.
AUGGUGCAGGUAGUACGCCGAGCCGGGCCAGAACCCGGUCUUCUGCAUAUCCCCCACAAACGCGUCGAACAACUCGGCAGGCAGCACCGGCGGCCCCGUCUGGUCCACGGCGGGGGGCUUAGGCAGGCCACCCAGCCAGCCGGACUUGCGGACGGAGGCCAUCAUAGCAUUGAAGCGGGUAGACGGAGCGCCGCGGGGCUGGAGGCACAUCUUGCAGAAGCCCGCGACAUCCGAGUCCAUCCAGGCGAUGGUCUUUUCAAAGUUCUCCUCGUAGUUCUUCAUGUAGUCCCACUGGCCGAACUCGUACUGGUCGGCCGGGUACAGCGCGCGGUUGACGAGGGGCAGGAAGCCCGGCCAGCCGCGCUCGAUGGUGUGGAACGGCACGCAGAGGUUGACGAGCGCCUUGACGGCGUGCGGGUGCUGCGUCGCGACGGACGAGGUCACGCCCGCGCCCCAGUCGUGGCCGACCCAGAUCGCGGCGUCGCGGCCUGUGUCGCCCAGCAGGGCCAUCAUGCCCGCGACGAUGGCCUCCUGGCAGUAGUCGUCGGCGACGCGGCGGGCGGUCGAUUGCCCGUACCCCGGCAUGUCGGGGGCGACGACGCGGAAGCCCACGGAUGCGAAGGCUUCGAUCGCGGCCUUCCAGGUGAUGGCUGUGGCGGGCCAGCCAUGGACGAAGAUGAUCAGGGGGCCGAUGGCCGGGCCUGCGGCGAGGUAGUGGAUGGUUUUUUCGUCGGCGUAGGCGACACUGUGGUCGGUGAUGGUCACCAUGAUGCCGGUUGCGAGAUUGGAGGGGAGAUCGGUUCGCUAUUCACCUUUUUUAUUGCUGGAGGUGGGGUAUAG